UUGAAGGAAUGGUUGAUGUUGAAGAUCAAUGCAAACAUGCGAGGAAAACCAAAGUGCAACAGGUUGACAAAGCAGUUUACAUAGUAGUUCAUAGUUCAGCCAGCAAUUCUAAUGAUUAAUAAUAGAAAUUAAGAGCAUCAUCAUACGUUGCCAAUACUUUGAAUAGUACAUAAUCAAUAAUAUUGGAUGUUUAACACCUGUUGAGCUGUGUGGAGGUAGCUAGACCACUAAGGCUUCCUGUGUACUGUCAUUGAAAGCAUCUAGGUCAGUGAAACAGUAAAUUUGACAGUUCUCUGAUUGGCUGUACUGAGAGACAAUACCUGCCAAAAUGAGAAUAAGUAUAAAUAAUAUACUGUAACAGUAUUGCAUCUUGAAUGUUGAAUCUAGACUGGUACAGUAUACAAAGAGUAGCACAUACUAUCUGCAGGUAUAUCCAGUUGUUUGUUGUUUGAUUGGAACACUGAAUAGAAGCGCUACGGACAAGAAAUUAGCAUCAUCCUCUUCAACCGUUGUUAGAAUGGCAGAUCGACUAGAUGACUUGUAGGCUGGUCAUGGCCGGUUGGGAAACAUCAGGCACCUAUCCUUUCCAAUCUCCACAAUCAAUAACCCAUGACGAUUUUAUAGAUACUUUCGUCAAUAAAUCGUACCCACCUCGACAAAGUACAUUAAAUGCUCUGAAAUUUUCGCCAUCACCAAGAAAAAGUGGAACCAUGUUUUGUACAAGAGAUAAUAUAGACCAAUGUGUCUCAUACCUAGACCAGGAGAUAACAUUACUGGGCUUCCAAUCAUUAUACACUCCAGCUAUUCAUGAGAGUACAUCAGCUGGAACAUUUGACGUCACCAAGUUGAUUAACUGUUGCUUUGACCUUAUGCAACGACAUCAAGAAACUAGGAGGUUUCAAGAAGAAUUAGAAAACAAAAGAAUACGCUGCGACAGUGAUCUGGAUCAUUUAAAUGUUACAUGUACACGAUUAAAAGAACAAUUAGAACAACAGCAACGGGAUAACGUAGCAUUGGUGGAGAAAGAAAGACAGCACAUUUUACAAAACAAAGGACUUAAUAAUAAACUUAAAGCUACAAAAGAAGAGAUCAAGAAACUUGAUGGUAUUAAUAGACACAGAGACACACAGUUCAAACAUGACCUGAAAAAGAAGGAAAGAGAAGCUAGCAAAUUGAAGGAGAGGAUUCAUCAGUUACUAACAGACAAAAACCAAGAAAGAAGAAUAGGAAUGGAUAUUUUGAAUUCCAUUCAACGAUCAGAUGGAAAGAGAAGCAAAUGGAAGACAGGAAGGACAGGAGAGAAACAUGAGGAAGAUAUGUACAGACUUAUAAUAACGAACUACGAAGAGCGCCAGGAAGAAUUAAUGGGAGAGAACCGAGAACUUAGGGAGUCGCUAAGCAACAUGCAGAAAGAAUUAGUGGACUUACUCAAUCAGCAGACCUUUUCCAAAACAGACAGCAACACAUGUCUUGAUGGAGAUGAAGCGAUGGAAGAAGAUGGUUACCAUGAUGCAUCGGAUGAGGAGCUAUCCUCGGGUCAUUUUCAAAUGCCUUUCGACAUGGUCAGGGAAGGGAUCGAAAGCAGUAUGCGGAGAAAAUGGAGGAAAUUGAAAGAGAAAAUUCGUAAAAUGGAAACAGAAGCGCAGAUUGAGAAUAAAGAGAACUCUUAUGUUAACAACAGUACUUCGCAAUCACAGUCACUUAAAGUUGGACAACAGUCCGAAAUUGAACAAUAUCAGAAACAAAUCAAUAAAUUACAGUUAAAACUCUCAACUUAUAAAGAUAUUAUUGAACAGCAGGAACAACUGUUACAGAGUGUGUCUUCACCUAAGUCUGACGAAAGUUUUGUGCAAUUCCUGAAAGAUUCCCAUCUACUUGAAGAGAAGGAUUCAUUUGCUAGAGACAAAGAACUUUUCUAUCAACAGAAGGCUGCAUUUGAACAGGAACGAAGAAAUUUCACAGAGGCUGCUAUUAGACUAGGCCAUGAGAGAAAGAAGUUUGAGGAGGAAAGGUCAACUUUUCUUCAACAUCAAAUUUCCAUGACACCACAGGUCAGUAACCCGACCCCACCUCCACUGAGGCCUGCCAAGUCAAUCAGUAAAUCACCGAGUCCGAAUCUGAGCUCUACAUCUUCAGUGUUGUCUUCCAAGCUUAAGCAUGACUGUUUAGUUAGUACUCCACCCACAUCUCGCCGUACUGCGAAAGUCGUAACACCAUCCACAGUUGAGCUUUAUCGGGCACUUAAACUUACAUCUGAGACAAGUGAAUGCCUUAAUGGUUCGCAAGAAAGCCUACGUGCCAAAGUUAUAUCAAAUCCUCAAAGUAGUCCACGACUAGUCAAAGAGAAAAGAUCAUUUUCUAGCGAAGAAAUCCGAAUAAAACCAUCAUUGAAAGAAGACCAGUACCCAAGACCAUCAUCUCAGUUAUCGAGAGGUGAGAAGCAGUCAAGACUGUCAUCCGUAGGAAGAAGGCAUCACAAGCCUUCCUCUCACCGUUUAUCACGUGAGAAUCUCAAAUCAUCCGCUACAGAUGUACGCGGCAGCAACUCCAGCCUUAAUUCAUUGGAAAGUGACUCAAGUCAGGGGUCUUGUAAUGUACGCCUAAGCUCUGGUCGUCGUCACAAAACCACUGUAGGACCAACAAUGAAACGGGGAGGUCGCGAGCUUCCCCUUGAUCCAAAAACUGCUAAAAAGGCAGAGCAGCAUCGAGUCAAUUUGAAAUCGUCUAUGACGCAUCGGGAUAAGAACAGAACCAGAAAUGGUACACCCUCAAGCAGCAGGUAGACGAUAUCUCUAAACUCAGUAUUCCAGCAAGUACUUUUGUAAAGUAAAGCUUUGGGAACAUAUUUGCUAUCUGUAUUUUCACCUGUUUAAAAAUUGUAACAUGAAUAGGUUGCUGUUGAUGAAAAGAGAUUUUUGAUGAUGCUGAGAUUUUUCUGAUAUGGGGAGAGGUUGCUGAGAAGGUGGAGAUGAUGAGUGUUUUCUAUGCCAAUGCAUCACUGGUGUGGAUAUAGAGAUGUGGAGAUUUGUCUUAAGUUGCUUUUAUGUGGAGAAGUUGGGAGUAUAUGGAGAGGUUGCUGAGGAUGUGCUUAAGUACUUUGAUAAGUGGAAGUUGCUGAUGAUGUGAAGAUGUGUUACUGAUUUUGUGUCUGAUAUUGUUUUUGAAAAGUUAAUUGUGGUUGCUUUUUUUAAUGAGUAUUGUAAAGAAGACUGCAGCUGUAGCAGGCUAUGUUAACAAUCAAGGGUAUAAAAUGAGGGAAGUGUCUAAAAAGAUUAGGCUUAAAGGUACAAAAUACAAAAUACAAAAGGUUUUGGUGUUCAAUAUAGUUUUGGGUUAUGAAGGUAAACAUUUAUUUUUGGUACAAAAAAGUUUCCCACCUUUUUGUUUAAUAAUAGUGAUAGUAUUCAUUAAAUUACUUUAAUAUUAUAGUGUUAUUGAUUUUGAAAGACGUACUGUCAAUGUUAGUAGUUCUCAGAAGUAUAUCUUAGCAUAAUAGGAAUUUCAAAUCAAAUCCGAUUUAUUUGUAAAUGGAAAUUACAUAGAAAAGUCCUUGCUCAUAAAAUUACAAUAAUUAUAAAAAAUACAUCAAUAUGAGAAUACAAAUGAAAAUACAAAAUUCAGUUAUUAUGUUAUUAUUUGAACUUCCAUUGUAAUCUUAUGACAUCUACUGGUAAACAUUUUAAAAUAUAUUGCUUCUUGAGUCAACAACAGCUACAUAAAGACACUGCAAAUAAGUUUAAUAAAUAAUUCUUAAAUAUAAGUGACUUUUACUUCAAAUCUGAAUUUUACUACAGGUAUGUAUAUGCCUCUGUCUUAAUCUUUAUUCACCUCAAAACCAGCGCAAUAGGUAUCCUACAAAUCCGUCCUUGUAACUUUCUUUUAUAAAUCUAAUUAUUACAAAAUUUAUCAACAAAAUAUAUAAUUAUAUCAACUGUAUAUUAUAUUAUAGUUCCGAUUUUUAUGACCGGCUGUUAUAACAGCCUCUUUCCUCUUCUCAACAAAUUGUAGAAUAAAUUCUGUGGAGAUUAGUGUAUAAUUCAACCAUAUAUAUUUUGUAUUCAAUUUCAAUAUAAAGAGAAUAUAGUUAAAUUUGAUGGAUUAGUUGUUCUCAUGAAAUAUAUGGUAAUCUAAAAAGUUCAGAAGAACUAGAAAUAUGUCAGCAUAACAAUGCACUCUGCACGCUGACAUGUUUUUGGGACGUUGACCAAUAGCAGAUUACCACCAGACAAACGUAACACUUAGUAUGUGUUAUCACUUUCAAGUAUUUUGCAACCAAAGUUUGUUACAACAACGGAUCCUAGUGUCAACAUAGUGAUAUAGCAUGCAUGCUAUAGGCAGUAUAUAGCCUGCAUGCUAAAGGCAGUGCAUGCUAUAAACUUCAAACCAAAUUUAUUGAACCAUUCAGAGAUCUUAAACACACAAUAAAUGUAUAUAGAUAUUCCAAUCUAUUGGAUGGUACCUUAUUCAAACUGAUGGCAAUGCCAUUGUUAUAUAACAUUAUUAUGGAUAAGAGGAGAUCAUGUUUGUCUCUUGCCAGUGCAAUAGCCUCUGUAACUUUAUAAUAAAUAAUUUAUAAAAGAAUUUCUAUGAUAUAUUAUCAAAAAUUAUUGCAAGAUUUAAUCUGUAUGCAAGCAUUAAACAUGUUUAUAAAUAUCCUAUCUUUGUGUAUCACCGUGAAAUCUAGUUCAGUUCUAUCAAGGGGAUUUUGUUGUUAGUGUGUGACUGUCUCCCUUAUUUUAUUUGAUCUCAUGUACAUGAUUAAAACUUCAACAACGAUGGCAGAUGCCCUACUGCUUGAUAAAGUAAAUUUGAACUGUCAAUUCCAAAUGUUAUGCAAUCAUUUAUUUGAGCACAUAUUUGUUAAUUUAUACCUGCUUUUUGGCAGAGUUUUUAAUUUAUAUUCAUCAUCCAUUAACCAGGGAUGUCUCAAGAAGUUUGCUGACAGGGAUCCAAGAAGUUUGCUUACAAGUUACAGGGGUCCAAAACCAAUGGGAAGUCUACUACUAGGAACUGCCAUCGCAUUCACAUUGGGUUGAUCAGCAAAUUAAUAUUUUUAAGUAGUGUUAGUUUGUGUGAAUUAAUCACAGAUAUGAUGAGCCAUUCUAACACAGUGUUGGAGACAGUCACGUCAUAGAAUAUGAAAAUUUAAAAAUUUCUGUGGAAAUUUAUAUUGGUUGUCAUGGGAAUGUUGAUUGACAGAGUACAUCAGUUUUAAAAACACAUAAAGCGCUGUCCAUAGGACAGAGCUUUAUAUAUUAUAAUGUAGUGUAAAAGGGGAAAAAUCAACCCUCAAAUCUUGAAAAUGUUUGUGUUUAUAGGCAAUUAAAUAUAGGUAAUAAAUAUAGGGUUUUUUUUCUCAUUUGAAUUAAUUUAAAACUGACACUUUUUUUUAUGAGGAAUGAACAAUAAUUACAUAAUUGUUUUCAAUUUCCUUUUAAUAAUCUCCAAUGUGUUUAUUAUUUUGUUUCUUUACUUACUAUAAAAUUCAAAUCUAGACUACAUUCCAUGAACUUCUGUCAGUACUUUCCAGUAUAAUUUUAAUUGUAUACUUACGGCAGCCCUGUUAUUUAUAUUCUGUUAAAACAAAAUGUAUCAUGUAUUAUUUAUUAAUGUUGAUUUGCCUUUACCUGGUUGCAAUUGUAAUUUUUUGUUAAAAUUAAAAUUGUCUUCCAUUGAAAAUAUAUUCAUAAAUAUAGGCAUACUGUAAAUAGAAGAGAGGGGUGUUUCUCAUAGAUUACAUUGUGUACUGAAACAACACCAUAGUAUAUUAUAUUAAAAUAUAGUACAGUAUAUGAAAUAUCUUUUGCUCUACAAAUAAUACCAGAGUUUUAAAAAUUCCUCUGGAAAUUUAUAUUAUUCCUCACAUGUUUGUUCUCACAGGAAUGUUGAAUCACAAAGUAUAGCCGUUUUUAAAAAUACCAUAAAGCCCUGUCCAGACUAUUAAAUUUUAAUUGAAAAAAUAUGACUAAAUAUGGUCAUAAUGACAUCACAUCAUAACCAUAGAUAAGCCUAUUCAUGAUAUCUGUAGAUAGAUAUUGAUAUCUAUGGACAUACAACAGUUUUUUUGUCAAAAAAAAAUUGAUAAUCUGGAUUGUAUAAUUUAUUUGUUGUGUUGUAUAUUAUUAUUAUACGUGAUGAUGACAAAGGAUUGUUGUGAAACAUGUUUGUACAGACAGCACUUGUGCCUGCAAAGUUCUUAAAAUGUUGUAGAUGUAGAAUUAAUAAUGCUUUGCAGCCAGUAAAUGUAUUGUAUUCUGCUGGUGUUCGCUUGUGUGACAUGCAGGUAGAAAAGUCACAGUGUAAACGAUUUAAUGUGUAACAUGAUGCGAGAAAGACGCUUCAAAAAGUAGAUUGGGUUGAAUAUGGACCUUUCCGCUAGACCCCGCCCUGCUCCUUGGAUAUCCUACAAAACAUUAGCGUAAACGUAUUUAAACACAUGCGCUUGUGGGAUGACAUUGGUGUUUGUAGGACAUUCAUGUUCCUGGACCUGUUCUGAUUGGUUAUUUGUGAAGUUUGAUACUCUUGAUAGGUCCAUUAGUAGGUAUAGGGAGAUUUAAGUUUUGGACUGUUUGUAAAAAUGUGAUAAAAAAUAUUUUCUGAUCAUGUAUAUACCAAUAGAAUUUAUGCUUGUUCUUUACAAUUUUGCACUAAUAAAUUGCCACUUUUGAAA
Anneissia japonica is the source of this 6670-nucleotide messenger RNA. Its product is annotated as afadin- and alpha-actinin-binding protein A-like. Bases 534 to 2783 code for a protein of 749 amino acids. Lineage: Eukaryota; Metazoa; Echinodermata; Crinoidea; Comatulida; Comatulidae. The transcript is spliced from 12 exons. The record is from RefSeq and is a predicted model, not a curated record.